Molecule: messenger RNA, 4693 nt
Organism: Arachis ipaensis
Lineage: Eukaryota; Viridiplantae; Streptophyta; Magnoliopsida; Fabales; Fabaceae
Source: RefSeq, a predicted model, not a curated record
CUCCAUUUACAACACACAAAUCAAAGAAACCUAGCGGUUUAACUUCAAAUCCUUGACCAAAAAAAAAAACUUCAAAUCGCUCCUUCUUCUCUCCGUCGCGCACGAGCUCCUUCUUCUCCAUUCCUCGCCUACAGCUCCACCGCCGGCCACCCUAACCGCCGGAGCUACCUUCUCCUUCUUCUCCUCUUUUUUAAACAAAGCAAGCUCCGUGUCUUCGCAGAACAAAGCAAGCUCAAGCUCCACCACCGCCGCGCCUCUCUCUCUCCUUUUAUCCCCCUCAGUUGUGGCUCGCAUACCUUCGCGCAAGCCCUAGCUCUGUGGCGACCAAAAUCGGUUCCACCUCUCUCUUUCCCCCUGUUCGAACUGAUAGGGUGCGUGAACUAGGGUUUUGGUUUUGUGGCAGUGGUUGUUCAUCGGAGAGCCACUGGCGAUGCUCCUAUGCUCUUGUUGAAUGGCGAAGCUUGAAGCAAAGCUGGAAACGAUAGUUGACUCCGUUGGUAACUUCUUCUCUGGCAAAGACCAGCUUCCCUGGUGUGACCCUGAUAUCGUCGCUGUCAAAAUCGAAGUGGCGACUAUUCAAGGAGUAGGGAUCUUGUGGAGAGGUGCCUAAUAGUUGUGAGAAUAUCUUCUCUUCUGAACUCUUAUAUGGAGUUUAAGUUUCAACUAUGAGAAUAAUUCGACGAGAUUAAAGUUGAAAUCUCCAAAAGAUAGCAGUUAUCUCCCGAAUUUGCAGGUAAUCGUUACAAUUACUAUGCUUCCGAAGACACUUAUCUACCUCUUUAAUUAAACCUCCAUAAUCUGUCUCUAUCAACUAUCAACCCUUUCAAGAAACUCCCUGCUAUUGUUGAUGGAAGGUUCAAGCAAUUCGAGAGGUCUGGGAUGUUUUAAGCAAUGAAGAGGUGGUUGAGAUAGUAUCUUCGGCACCAACACGGUCAUCAGCUGCAAGGAUUCUGGUAGAUGCUGCAGCCCGGGAGUGGAAACUUAAGUAUCCGACUUCAAAGAUGAAUGAUUGCGCCGUGGUCUGCCUAUUUUUGGAUGGUAAAAUGGACACAGAAUUCGACUAUGACGAACAAGACUUCUCUUCUGCAACCCUUCAGAGCUAUCAUUCUAGCCAACUACUCUGAUAUCAUAUCAAUGUUCUGCAGUGCACAAUGUUUAAAUGCCCUAGGUGAUGAGUCUAAAUUGCUUCCUCUUUGGUGACAGGCAAAGAUGGUGUUUCUGAUAUUGUUUCUGCAGCAAAGGUUGCUGCAGUGGCACAUCCAUUAGCUGAAAAAGCUGAAGAGAUUGCUUCCAAUAUCAGUUACCAUGCUCAGUUCAGUCCUCAUUUUUCCCCUCUCAAGUUUGAGCUAGAGCAAGCUUACUAUGCCACUGCUGAGAGUGUUCGAGAUCGUCUCAUAAAGGUAAGAUUAUGAUGCACAAAUACUUCAUUUUUUUUUAUUCCUCAGUUUUCUAACUUUGGUUCUGUUGCCUCUUUCUUCUUUUUGCCUGUAUUUUGGUUACAAAUCAUAUUGAUCAUUUCAGGAGCAUCACAUUCGAACUGGUUGUGGUUCUGUGUCUGUUAUAGUGUAUGGGGAUCCUGAGAAACCAGCUCUGAUCACUUAUCCAGACCUAGCACUAAAGUGAUGUACAUAAAGAAUUAUUGAUUGUACUUUACUGUAUUUAUUACCAUGAAGUUAUGAAAUAUAAUUAAUCUGAUUUUGUGAAUUGAAAUUUUCUGUUUUGUACUUGCAUGUUAGUCUUUUUUAUUUUCUGAACUACAGAGUUAUUAGCCAACUAUCAUUACUUAUGUAUAUCUAAAAAGUGUAGCAAUUUUUAAACAAUGCAAGAAGAUCUAUUCAUGGUGAGGUUUGUAUUUGAAUGUUCUUCAAGAUUACUGUUGGAUCUUCUGAUUUAGCUUAUGAUACCCGGUGUUAUUUCCCUUUCUCCUCAAAUUUAUCUAUGAUAGGUUGCUGUAAAUUCUAUUUCGUACAAAAUUGGUGAUGAAUUAGAUUAUAUGCAAGUUACUUGCCCAUUGAGUGUAGCCAAAAUUGUGAGGUUGGGGCAGUGCUGGAUUCCUUUACAAAAUGAUGCAUUUAACUGGGUUGGGGAAUACUUCAGUCUUUCUUUCUAUUUGCUUGAAUUAUCUUAUACAACUUUGAAUUUAUGUUCUGAAUUUUUUUCACCUAUAUAGGUUGUACUUGCUGCAUCCAUUGUGGGCAAAUUUGGUAAAGUUCUGGUUUCUAGGCAGUUUGUUGAUAAUGUUGUGCAGAUAUGUGUACUAGAGUUCUGUGAAGACAGCUUACCUCUCCAAAUUUAUGUGAAGACAGAAAGUUAUGAGAAGACAGCUUACCUCUCCAAAUUUUCUGGAUAUGAAUUGUAGCAUUUCUCAAGGGGAAACAGUAACGAAUAUCCACCACUGGAAUGUUGGGCACACGAGUUUUCAAUACAAGACAUGGAGUGUUACCCUUCACUUCCUUUUUAUGAAACUCUCUCCAUUGAACCAAUUUCAACUAUUAAAGGUGAAAAUUGAUGGAGCAAACUCUAAGGGAAGAAGAUGCAGCUAACUGGGUUUACAGGGGUGAAGGAGCUAUUAAUCUUGUUCUUGCUUACAAUGGAUCAAUUAAGUGUAUCGGAUAUGAUGAGACCAAUUAAGUGUAUCGGCUACUAUUUUCAUUAUUUAAUCUUGAUUUCCUUAUCGGUGGUAAAGUAUACCUUCAAGCUAUUAUUUUCAUUAUUUAAUAAGUGGUAUCUUUUUGGUUGUAAAACUCUCCUGAUCGGAGUACUUCUGUGCAGUAAGAUAUAUCAUUAUAUUAUUACACAAAAGGAUGUUCACUUGUCAAGAUCAUCUCUAGGCUUAUUUUUGUUAAUUAGUUUAACUUGCUAUUUAUUAUAUCCUGAUCGGGUUGCACAUGCGGUUUUUUCUAUUUAUUAUAUUUACACAGUCCUUGAAAUUUCAGAAUUAGUAUAUUUAUGCCACACAAUUUUAUAUUAAAUUAGUUUGUAUAGAUACAAGUUGCACCAAUAAUGAAUUAUCAAUAUGCAGAGGGAAUGUAUCUUUUGAAAAUGGCACUGAUGGUUCAAUUGAAUGGAAAUUUUGCAAGUUCGGGUCUUUGUUUGGCUAUUGCCAUUGUUCAGUUGUACAUUUUUGUCUUUCUGAGCUGUUGAGUAAUAAUCCUGUUUAUGCAGACAAAUGAGCUCUAUCAGCUGGCGUCUGUUGCCUUCUGCUUGCUUGUAGCCUGAUAAGGCCUUAGAGCUUGGAAUCAUAAACAGCCGCCAUGAAGCCUUCAUCACUUCCAAACUUUGGUGCAACAAUGAUCACCAUGACCUUGUCCUUCCAGCUCUCAAGACCACACUCAAGAAACUUGGGUUGGACUAUUUAGACCUUUACUUGAUUCAUAUGCCAGUGAGGUUGAAAUCUGAAGUUGAUGGAGUUCUUGAAAUAGGAAAGGAUGAUUUGCUUCCCUUUGACAUAGAAGGAACAUGGGAAGCCAUGGAAGAGUGUCAAAGAUUAGGCUUAGCCAAAUUCAUUGGUGUAAGCAACUUUGGCAUAAAAAACUCACACAGCUCUUAGAAAAUGCAACUAUUCCUCCUUCUGUCAAUCAAGUGGAAAUGAGCUCAUCAUGGCAACAAGGGAAACUCAGAGAAUUUUGCAAGCAGAAAGGAAUCCAUUUGGCUGCAUGGUCACCGUUUUCUAGUAAAGUCACAGAUAUUGGCAUCCAUUUUCUAAAAGGGCUACAAAAUCUUGCUCUGUUAAAUUUGGAAGGCUGCUUUGUAACAGCUGCAUGCUUGGAUACUCUUGCAGAGCUUCCAGCCCUCUCGAACUUGAAUAUCAGUAGAUGCAAUUUUACUAACAAUGGAUGUGAAAUGUUUUCACGACUGGAAAAUUUGGAAGUGUUAAACUUGGGAUUUAAUGAAAUAUCAAAUCCAUGUUUAGGACACUUGAAAGGACUGACAAAGUUGAAGAGCUUGAACCUUGAUUCAUGCAGAAUUGAUGAUGAUGGAUUGGUCCACCUGGCAGGCCAUCAGCAAUUAAAAUGUCUGGAACUCUCUGAUACAGAAAUUGGAAGCAGUGGACUUCAACAUUUAUCAGGAAUGUAUAGUCUGGAGAAACUAAAUGUGUCAUUCACAAUGAUUAGUGAUAGUGGUUUAAGUGAAUUGUGUGGACUGUCAUCUCUCAAGUCACUCAAUUUGGAUGCUCGCCGUGUUACUGAUUAUGGACUCGCUACCCUUGCAAGUUUGUCCGGGCUUACUGACCUGGAUUUGUUUGGGGUACAGAUCACAGAUUUUGGAACAAACUACCUCAAAAACUUUAAGAGCUUGCAGUCGCUGGAAAUAUGCGGUGGAGGAUUGACUGAUGAUGGUGUGAAAAAUAUAAAAAAUCUUUCGUCUCUUAUGUUCUUGAACUUAUCACAAAACUCCAACCUCACAGACACUGCACUCCACUUAAUUUCGGGGCUUACUAGUUUGGUUUCUUUGAAUGUUUCAAAUUCGAGGAUCACGCGUGAUGGGCUGCAGCAUCUGAAAACACUACACAAGUUGAGGUCUUUGUCAAUGGAGUCAUGUGAGGUGACAACAAAUGACAUUAAGGAACUUAAAUCAAAAUAUCUCCCGAAUCUCCUAAGCUUUCGCCCUGAAGAGUGAAGACCAGUUUAGGAUUAUUAUGUCCUGAUUGUACGUACAUUUUACAAUGUUUGUUGACUUAUUGUUCGAGUCG